GUUCUUCAUUAUUCACCCUUGUGCAAGGGAAUUAGAGAGAGUAUUUACUCAAUACUCUUGUAAGCUCUAAUUAUAAAUCAAUAAAGCAUAUUUUCCACCUCCCAAAUUUUGUCUCAUGUUGCAUUCAAUAUAAUUCUCUUAAUUGUUCCAAAUUUUCCUUCCAUAAUUACUCCAAUACUCACCAAUUGACCUAUCACAUUAUAAUAAGUACUUCAUCCGUCUCUUUUUGUUCUUUACGUUUUGUAUUUUGCUCGCGUUUUAACGAUUAAUUAAUGUGCAUUGAGAUUCCUCUAUUUUUUAUUUAAACAAGGCAAAUUACGUUUAUUUAUAAUGUUUUCACUUUAUUUAUUUCUUAUUAUUUAUUUUAGUUCAUUAAUAUUCAGUUCAGUUAGAUUCAAUACAAUUCAGUUCAUUUUAGUUCACUACAUUUCAAUUCAGUUCAAUUCAAUUUAGCUCAAAAGAACAUAAAAUGACAACUUGCUUUUAGAAAAAUGGACUUAAAGUUCCAAAUAUCAUAUACUUGCCGUAUCGACAAGAGUAAGAACUUGGCUUGACUUGAACAACUAAAUUUUGCUUUAGCACCUUGCACUAUUACUUACUUCCCCAUGCAGCUCAAGGCAACAUAUAUAUUUACAGCGUUUGAAUCAUCGUUACAGAUCACAGGUUUCUUCAACCAUCGGCUACAAAGGUACGAAUUUCUUCAUCGCGUAAGCUAACUAGGUGAACUACUCCUUAUCAAAAAGAAGGGUACUCCGAUCAAUAUAAUGCUAAAAGUGGGUCCAUUUCCGAGCCCCAAUCGGGUAUAUUCAACAAACAACAAAGAAGGCAUGGAGAUAGUAGUUUGGGAUGAAAAGAAGGAAAAAGGCAAGCUUGCUCAAAUGUUUAUAUCUUAUGACUCUCAAUGUAUCAACUCCCUUGCUUUCCAAUACAUUGAAGGCGACCAAUUUACACUUUCUCCUAUAUUUGGUUCUCAAAACCUCGACGCCCCCAAUUUUGAAACGGUGACAUUCAUGGACGGUAGUGAUAACGAAUACUACAUCACAAGAGUGAGUUGGUCCCAUGGUAUCAUCGACAACCAGAAAGCGCGAGGAUUGAAAACAUUGACAAUAGAAACAAAUGAAAAAACCUACGGUCCGUUUGGGUAUCCAUAUUCUGAUACCAAUUUUAAUAUAAGCUUAGGUUUUGGAGAUCAAUUUGGUGGAUUCCAUGGCACCGCUUCUUCUGACAUUAUCAAAUCUAUUGGAGUUGGACGAUGAUAAAGGUCGCAAGUUGCGACAACAUUUAGUUGUCGCAAUCUUACGUGUCGCAGUUUAAUUGGUACAUAUAAGCGCCACGUAGGCUACGCAUCAUCAUAAUAUUUUUACUAUUAAUUUAAUAUUUCUACUACGAAAAUAUGUAAAUAAGGUAGCCGAUAUAAAAAAGGAAAAAAAUUAGAAUAUUAAGAUUUUCCUACCUUUUUUUAUAACAUGUAUAAUAAAAAAUAUAAGUUAAAUAUUUUAAUUUCCAAUUUAAAUCAUGACACAUAAGCAUGCCAAAUCAUCAUUGUGACACGGCUUAAAGGUCGCAUGUUGCGACCUUGGAGUUUAUGUGAAGCCCCUUAAAUUAGAUUUGAGUACCACUUUUAAGAGGACUGAUCUCCCUGUUGAAUGAUAUCAAGUAUUAUUACGUAUCUGCUGGACUUGUUCACAUGUUGUUCUAGCUUGAUCACCAAAUAAUAAUAGCUCCGGAGUACUUCGUUGUGAACU
This is a messenger RNA of Spinacia oleracea (spinach), 1745 nucleotides long. Its product is annotated as jacalin-related lectin 9. Bases 765 to 1256 code for a protein of 163 amino acids. The record is from RefSeq and is a predicted model, not a curated record. NCBI's taxonomy places the organism in Eukaryota, Viridiplantae, Streptophyta, Magnoliopsida, Caryophyllales, Amaranthaceae. The transcript has 3 exons.